Molecule: messenger RNA, 516 nt
Organism: Cynoglossus semilaevis (tongue sole)
Lineage: Eukaryota; Metazoa; Chordata; Actinopteri; Pleuronectiformes; Cynoglossidae
Product: EF-hand calcium-binding domain-containing protein 10-like
Exons: 4
Coding region: 17-421 (134 amino acids)
Source: RefSeq, a predicted model, not a curated record
AACAUAAAGCCAGAAGAUGGAGACGCAGAGAGAACAAGAUGCUGCAGAUUAUCUAAAUAAACACAAAAUACUCGACCUCAUGGACAAUCUGACCAGCAUGCUCUUCUUUUACAGACCAGAGAACCCUAGAGAGUUUCUCAUCAAGCAGCUGGAACAGCUGAAGACUUCCAGAGAAAGUGGUGACACUGGACCAAAUCUGUUUGACAACUCCAACCUGGAUGCAGUCUUUGGAAUACUGGACCCUGUUAAUCAAAAACACAUCACAUUUGCCCAGUACAAACAUGCUCUGAUCACACUGGGCAUAAAGGACAUUAAUGAGUGUCCUGAUGGUGUAAAUGAAGACAGAAUAUCAUAUGAGACAUUCAAAACAGAAGCGGUUCAAGGUCUACAGAGAUGCUCAGCCACAUAUGGACCUCUCUGAAUUAUAAAGCUUCAAAUGACUUGGCUGAUAUUUAUGACAGACUUUUACUCAGUGCAUGUUGUACCUGAGUCUAAGCUGUCAAACACUUUAAGAAA